Messenger RNA from Heterostelium album PN500, 1335 nucleotides. RefSeq names its product SDR family oxidoreductase (gene mfeA). Bases 1 to 1335 code for a protein of 444 amino acids. The record is from RefSeq and is a predicted model, not a curated record. NCBI's taxonomy places the organism in Eukaryota, Evosea, Eumycetozoa, Acytosteliales, Acytosteliaceae. The transcript is spliced from 2 exons.
AUGUUUGUCAUGGCAGAAUUAUCAUUCAAAGAUAGAGUUGUUAUUAUUACAGGUGCUGGUGGUGGAUUGGGACGUGUCUACGCAUUGGAGUUUGCAAAGCGUGGAGCAAAGGUUGUCGUCAAUGAUUUGGGUGUUGCUUCAAGUGGUGAGGGUAAAGAUCAAAAGGCUGCCGACAAGGUCGUCAAUGAGAUUAAGGCUGCCGGUGGUGUUGCCGUUGCCAACUACGACAGCGUAGAGGACGGUGAGAAGAUUGUCGCCACUGCACUCAACAGCUUCGGUCGUAUCGACGUGCUCAUUAACAAUGCCGGUGUCUUGAGAGACGUCUCCUUUGGAAAGAUGUCGGACGCCGAUUGGGAUUUGGUCUAUCGUGUCCACACCAAGGGUGCAUUCAAGUUGACCCGUGCCGCCUGGAAUCAUAUGCGUGACAACAAGUUUGGUCGUAUCAUUAUGACUUCGUCGGCCGCCGGUCUCUACGGUAACUUUGGACAGGCAAACUACUCGGCCAUGAAGAUGUCGUUGGUCGGUUUGUCCAAUACGCUCGCACAAGAAGGUAAAGCCAGAAACAUCCACUGCAAUGCCAUCGCACCGGUCGCCGCCUCCAGAAUGACAGAGACCAUUAUGCCACCUGAAAUCUUGGAGUUGAUGAAGCCAGAGUAUGUUGUACCAUUAGUUUUAUACUUGUGUCACGAGUCGACCACCGAGACUGGAUCGGUCUUUGAGAUCGGUGCCGGUUGGGUAAGCAAAGUGCGUUUGCAGAGAUCGGCCGGUGUCUUUAUUCCACAGAUCACCGCCGAGAAGGUAAAGGAGCAAUUCGAAGCCAUCUCUGACUUUUCCAAUCCACAAUACCCAACUUCCGCACCAGAGUCUGUCAGUGGUAUCAUGUCUGCCGUCAACCAACCAUCACAAGUCAAGUUCAAGCAAACUCCAGCUGCUGCCGCCGCCGCUGCUCCAGCCGCCCCAGCUGCUGCUGCCGCUGCCAGCGUCAAGGUCGAAGGUUUCAAGUCAUCCGAGAUCUUUGACACCAUCCAAAAGACCAUUGCCACCAACGGUGCCGAUUUGGUAAAGAAGAUCAACGGUGUCUAUCAUAUCAAGGUCACCCAAGGUUCAAAGGCACAAACCUGGACCAUCGAUCUCAAGAAUGGAACCGGUUCCAUUGCCGUCGGUGAAACCGCCAAGCAAAACGUUACCAUCUCUGCUGCCGAUGCCGACUUUGUUGAUAUCAUGACUGGUAAAUUGAAUCCACAAACUGCUUUCAUGAAGGGUAAAUUAAAGAUUCAAGGAAACAUGGGUCUCGCCACCAAGCUUGGAAAUAUCAUGCAAAAAUCAAAGCUUUAA